CUAAGCACUUUGUGGCAGUAGUUGCAUCUGAUACAUCUUGUAGAUAUGUAACUGUGAAGGCUCUUGUGGAUAUAUAAGCAGCGACCAAAGACCAAUUUCCCAACACAGAUCAAGCAUCGGCACUCAGCAGCUACAAUAACAAGCAACUUUGAUUCCCAUCUUCAACAUGUUCAACACCUGCACCUCUCUUCUUGCACUCGUCGCUCUGGCAACAUUUUCUCCGUUUGCCCAAGCGAUCCCUGCCCCUGAGCCUAUCAGUGUUCCGUCAGUCCAGGAUCCUGCUGUGCUCCCGGCCAGCACUGGUCCUUCUCACCAGCCCGAACUUACUCGUCGCCAGUACGGAUGCGGUUUUUGUGGAGGGUACGGCUGUGGUAUCUGCGGCGGCUACGGUGGAUAUGGUGGAUAUGGUGGCUAUGGCGGAUAUGGUGGCUAUGGCGGAUAUGGUAGAUAUGGCGGAUAUGGCGGUUGGGGAUUCCCGUUUGUGAGCUCAUUCAACAGCGACUUCGAUCGUGCCACCAACCGUGCCAACUUUAACGAGAACACGAUGUAUUCUAACAACAUCAACGCCAACCAGGCCAACGACGCUGUCCAUUCCAACACUAACAACCUUGUCUCCGGCUAAUUCCAGAAACACAUUCACUAGUCACCCUUCAGAGGAUUUGCUCAUGGCUAGAUAUCGCAAAUACACUCUGUAGCUAUGAAUACAUUCGUAAACCCUAUCUGUAUCGGCAUGAUGUGUGCAUUUUGAGUCAGCUAUUUUUACCACCUUUGAUUGAUGAGUGUCCCAUUUAAUAUAUCAAAUGAGCACAAAAUACC
Molecule: messenger RNA, 816 nt
Organism: Linderina pennispora
Lineage: Eukaryota; Fungi; Kickxellomycota; Kickxellomycetes; Kickxellales; Kickxellaceae
Exons: 1
Coding region: 167-622 (151 amino acids)
Source: RefSeq, a predicted model, not a curated record